This is a messenger RNA of Elaeis guineensis (African oil palm), 2167 nucleotides long. RefSeq lists its product as uncharacterized. Lineage: Eukaryota; Viridiplantae; Streptophyta; Magnoliopsida; Arecales; Arecaceae. The record is from RefSeq and is a predicted model, not a curated record.
CGACCCCUCCCCCGCCCUCCGCCAGCGCCGCCGGCGUCCCUCUCCUCCUCCGCCCCCGCCGCGAGCCCUUCGAGUACGGCCUCCUCCCCAUCCCCAAGCUUAUCUUCUCCGACGGAACCCUAACCCUAGGCCCCCUCCGCGACAAGCUCCUCGGCUUGUCCUCUCCCUGUUCCGGCUGCGUCGAUGCCCUGGCCCUCGCCGAGGCCCUCCAGAUCUCGCCCGACCUCGCCCGCCUCGUCCUCGAUACCCUCGCCUCCGUUCUCCCCUCCGAUACCCCCGACCCCGCCGGGACGGCCGACGUCUAUGACCUCGUUCUCUUUCUCUAUAUCCAGUCCUACAAGCGCCUCCUCCCCAAGGCGCACAAAGAUUCCGCCGCCGUCGCCGAUGUCUGGCCCUCCACCUCCGCCUUCGACGGGUAUUUCUCUGCCCUCUCGCCGAUUCAGCUCGUACGUAGUAAUAGUCGGCGUUCUAUGCCUUCACAAGCUGAUGAAGAGGCACAUCAGUUGUCUUAUCUGCAGAAGCAUAUGGCCAACAUACUCGGUCUUUUGGCAGAAUCAGUUGAAGGCGAGGAUGAUGAGUCUCUGGUUUUGACAUUAGAAAGGUUUGAACACCUUAGUUUCCUCAUUCAAAUUAGUGAGAAGGGUGGUGAGGAAAUACCAUUGAGACAGGCACCUCCUUUCUUUGCAAAUUCAGAUCCAGACAUGCCUGCUGUUCCUGUGCCUGCUGCACAAGUUCAUGACUGGCUUUUACAGAAUAUAGCUGAUUCAUUGGAGCAUGCUGCUGAGAAAGUACGAGUCAAAGAAAACGGGCCAGUUAACACCUCAGAUCUAGAUGUGGCUAUGACUGAUGCCUGCAUGAGUCAUACAAGGACCCAAAGCAGCAGCUCGCUGAGUGGAACCUCUGUGCAUAACAAUGCCGGAUAUUCAAGGAGCCAGAGUUUUGUGGAGGGUUUUUCUAAAGCUUCUGUAGUGAAGCAGGCAUCUGAUAUUAAGGGCCACUCUGUUAAGGUCUUGAAUUGCCAUGACUCAGUAAUUUAUGUACUGGCACCUCUAAAGUAUGCUACAAUUUAUGGAUGUUCUGAUGCAACUGUUGUGUUAGGAGCUAUUGGUAAGGCUGUGAGAGUGGAGCAUUGUGAAAGGGUACAAGUCAUUACAGCCGCAAGACGCAUACGUAUUGCAAAUUGUCGUGAAUGUGUGUUUUUCUUGGGGGUUAAUCAGCAACCUCUUAUUCUAGGAGAUAAUCAUAAAUUACAAGUGGCGCCCUUCAAUACCUUUUAUUCACAGCUGGAGGAACACAUGGCUCAAGUUGGCAUUGAUGCAACUAUCAGUAGAUGGAAUGAACCCCUUGUGCUGGGCAUGGUUGAUCCUCAUGAUUCACUUUCUCAUCCUGCAGGAGUCUCUGAUGUCCAAGCUGAGUCUGCAACAUGUCUUGACCCUGAUCAGUUCUCAUCUUUUCUGAUUCCGAAAUGGCUUGGAGUUGAAUCACUAGGGUCCACAAAAUACAAUCCAUUUCCAUUGCCUGAGAUUUAUAAGGCAUCCGAGAAGAAAAAUAAUUCAGUUGUGUGCGACAUCCAACAAGCUAUAAGGGAUGCACAACUUGAGGAGAGCAGGAAACGGGAAUUGGCAUGUGCUCUUCACGUUCAUUUUAAGGACUGGCUCUAUGCUUCUGGGAACAUCCGCCAGCUUUACUGUCUACAGGGUGAUUGAGCUGGUGAGCAUUUAGUGCAAAGAAAUUGAGUCUAUGUGGUGACUGAGCAGGUGAGAAUUUGUAACAGAGGCAUUUUGCUGCUCCUCGGCAUUACGAGAAGUGGGAAAAAGGAAAUCUGUCUCGAUCUCCCCCACCUUUUUCUGUGCCACUGUUGAUUUUUUUUUUAAAUAAUAAAUUUACUACGUUUUUUUUUUUGAGGAUUGUCUUUACUGUACGAUAACUCAAAAUAUAACAUGAUUGCUCGAGAAAGCGAUCUGAGUAUCAGUGCAUCUCCUUUUACUUGUUUCCAUUCUCCUUGAUUGUCGUAGUCAGGUGGUGGCGUUCUGUGUAAUGGCCAUGGUUUUAUGAUGGCUCAUGUACGAUGUUGUUUGACUGAAGAUGCCUGUGUUUAGAUGAGCAGGUAGUUAUACUGUAUCGAUUUAUUCCAUAUCGGGCAAUAAAACUUGAUAUUGAGACAUAA